This is a messenger RNA of Penicillium subrubescens, 306 nucleotides long. RefSeq lists its product as uncharacterized. The transcript is spliced from 4 exons. Lineage: Eukaryota; Fungi; Ascomycota; Eurotiomycetes; Eurotiales; Aspergillaceae. The coding region runs from base 1 to 306 and encodes 101 amino acids. The record is from RefSeq and is a predicted model, not a curated record.
AUGCAAAUAUACGGCCUUGUCUUUUCGGAGGGACCUGCUCUGCAUCGCUACAUCCGCAACGAGUAUUCUGGAGCUGUCGUUAACCCUAACAGCCGAGCCAAAACCCAGUACGAGAUUAUCGCAGGCCAAAACGCUAUCAGGCGUUGGGUCCUGGAGGGUAGCUGGCGAGAUACCAGCUACCUUUAUGAGCCUAGCCGUGGCCCUGACAAUGGAUUGAUUGGACACUGGGCCUCCGCUCUAGAGCGUAUUGCAGCUACCGAUGCACAGUUUGCCGCACAGUACGGUACUCGUUUCCACCGCUGGUAG